This is a messenger RNA of Linepithema humile (Argentine ant), 900 nucleotides long. NCBI's taxonomy places the organism in Eukaryota, Metazoa, Arthropoda, Insecta, Hymenoptera, Formicidae. The record is from RefSeq and is a predicted model, not a curated record.
AUGGAAGUCGAGUCUAUGAAAACGAUGUUUUUGAGAUCAAAUGAGCUUCAUGGUGUGAAAUACGUCAGUUACAUCGGCGAUGGAGACUCGAAAACAUUUUCGGCUCUUCUAAAAAUAAAUCCUUACGGUGAUGAACAAACAGUUGUCAAGAGCGAGUGUGUUGGUCACGUUCAAAAAAGGAUGGGAUCUCGACUUCGAAACGUGAGAAAAGCUAAAAAACUCGGCGGAAAAGGUAAAUUGACGGAAGUUUUGAUAAAAAAACUCAGUACCUACUACGGCUUAGCGAUUCGGAGGAAUGUAAACAGCGUUCAAGACAUGAAGAAAGCUAUCAUGGCCACUUUUUAUCAUAUGAUUUCGACCGACGAAAACCCUCGUCACGAGAACUGUCCAACUGGCAGUGAUAGCUGGUGCCAGUGGCAGCGGGCUACAGCUCUUGGGAAUGCGCCUGAAUCUCACCCUCAACCAUUACACCACGAUGUGCAGAAGGAAUUACUACCGAUUUACGAAGAUCUUUCAAGAGAUGACUUGCUGACCAGAUGUUUAGGUGGCCACACUCAGAAUGCGAACGAAAGUUUCAACUCGACAAUUUGGCGUCUUGCUCCUAAACAUCUGCAUUGCGGCUUAAAAAUUGUUGAAGUGGCAUCAUAUAUCGCAGCCGUCGUGUUCAACAAAGGAAAUUCAUCAAUCUUAAUGAUGAUGAACGAGUUACAGAUUGUUGUUGGCUCACUAAGUUUCAACUUCGGCAAACAAACGGACGAGCAGCGCGUGAAACGCCAAAACCGACGCAGCAGCCUCGAGACCAAAGAAGCGAGAAUAGCGCGAAAAGAACAAAUGUUGGCCGCAAAUCUCGCUUAUGAAGAAGAAGAAGGCUUGCUAUAUGGCGCAGGAAUCGAUGACUAA